Molecule: messenger RNA, 1862 nt
Organism: Triplophysa rosa
Lineage: Eukaryota; Metazoa; Chordata; Actinopteri; Cypriniformes; Nemacheilidae
Gene: degs2
Product: delta(4)-desaturase, sphingolipid 2
Exons: 3
Coding region: 155-1123 (322 amino acids)
Biological process (GO): ceramide biosynthetic process; sphinganine metabolic process
Cellular component (GO): membrane
Molecular function (GO): sphingolipid delta-4 desaturase activity
Source: RefSeq, a predicted model, not a curated record
UCGUUAGGUUUCGGUUGAAGUUGACUACUAUUGCCAUACAUUCACUCACCGGUCCGGCACACCUUCAGCUUCUCUUAUCUAAGAGGGCGUGUCCGAAACGAGUCUAGUAAGGCAGACUCACCUCAGAUCAUUACAAGCAGCACAGAGGUGUAAAAUGGGCAAAGCAGGUGGACGCUGGGACUUUGAAUGGGUCUACAAUGAGCAGCCGCACACAUGGAGAAGAAAAGAAAUUUUAGCAAAGUAUCCAGAAAUCAAGUCUUUGAUGGGUCACGACCCCCAGCUGAAAUGGGUCGUGUCAGGAAUGGUAUUCACCCAGCUCCUGGCAUGUUACAUGGUCCAUGACCUCUCCUGGAAGUGGGUGCUGUUUUGGGCGUACGCGUUCGGUGGCUGCAUCAAUCACUCUCUGACUCUAGCCAUCCAUGACAUUUCACACAACGUGGCUUUUGGUAACAAACAGGCACGCUGUAACCGCUGGUUUGCCAUGUUCGCCAAUCUGCCCAUCGGCCUGCCUUACUCCGCUUCCUUCAAGAAGUACCACAUCGAUCACCACCGCUAUCUCGGAGGAGAUGGCUUGGACGUCGACAUUGCCACCGACAUCGAGGGCUGGUUCUUCUGCACCCCAGUAAGGAAGGUGGUGUGGCUCUUUCUUCAGCCUCUGUUUUAUGCGCUCCGCCCCUUGAUCGUGAACCCCAAACCUGUGACCAAGCUGGAGAUGAUGAAUGCGCUCGUGCAGUUUGUGGUGGACAUUAUCAUCUACUAUUUCUGGGGUCUGAAGCCUAUCGUGUAUCUCAUCGCUGGUUCUAUACUGUGCAUGGGCCUACACCCCAUCUCUGGACACUUCAUUGCCGAGCACUACAUGUUCUUCAAAGGUCACGAAACCUACUCUUACUACGGCCCUCUCAACUACAUCACCUUCAAUGUGGGAUACCAUAUGGAGCACCAUGACUUCCCCAGCAUUCCUGGCAGCAAAUUACCUGAGGUCAAGAGAAUCGCAGCAGAGUAUUACGACUCACUGCCUCAACACACUUCCUGGAUACGAGUGCUUUGGGACUUUGUGUUUGAUGAUAGCAUCGGGCCCUAUGCCAGAAUCAAGAGACAAUACAAACUUGGCAAAAAGGAAUAAAACCGGUAGAUUACAUAUGUAACCGAACAUGACACGGAAGUAUUUGUACAAAGUGCUAGACUAAAACAGAAACCUGCAAUUGAAACAUAAUAGGCACUUGCAGACCUUUAGCGGUUGCUUGAGAACAAAACCGUCACAUGGUGAACCAUAACAGCUAGAUGCACCUGCAAACACUAUUUUACAAACAACAAUUUCCUUAUACAGAAUUAUCCUCGGAGGAUAAGGGGUUAAUUGACUCUAGUUCAUUUAAGUAUAUUUCCUGGAAUUCUGAUUAUUACACGGUUCAUGAAAAUCUGUUGUGUGUAUGAAAGCUCUUCUCAAAGAUAUUUCCAUUAUUUCACCUCUGAUUAAAACAUGACCUGAUACUCUUCCCAUGGUUAACAUGUUCAAUGAAAUGGGAAGUGCACGUGACCUGAAUACAGUUGUUUGUGUAUCAUCUUGUCUUUAACCUCUCUUGAGUCCAGUAACAUUUUGGUGUAUAUUCAACAUCUAAUGACUGAGAAGUUUCAUCUGGCGGCUUAAGACGAGGAUGGAGGCGCUGGUGAAAUCUUUGUUUAAGCUGACUUGCAAUGUGAUUUUGUUAGCAAUGUGUUUUUGAGAACUAAUUAUUUAAUUGUUCUUUUGCUUGUUGCCUAAUUAGAAAUACCUUUAUUAUUAUUAAAAAAAAUGUUGUUUCAUAUUCUGUCGUUUGCACUGACAACUCUUUUAAGCACCUCCUGUGAGAUGUUUUAGAAUCUGU